CAAGGAAACAAAGCACAUUUAAUGUUGUAGGAGGGUAAAUGACAGAGCGCUUCUGAAGUUGCUCCAAGAGUAUUGUCUCAGUGCGGCAAAAAGGUUUACACUUUGCACAGACGAAGCAGCAGGGAAUAAGAAAAUGUCUUCUCCUGAGCCUGUUAUCAGAUCGAGACGAACAGAAAAAGAAGUUAAUGGAGUUUCAACACAGGUCGUCUGCACUGAGUUCAGCAAUUAUAUAUUCAUAGUUGUCACUCAGUAUGGCAAAAUUGGGACAUUGGUAUCGGUCACACCUGACUCCAGAUCUAAUGAUAUCAGCACCCCAUCGUUCUCUACCAAAGUACUGCUGGGCAAAGAUGAGCCACUGACACAUGUCUGUGCCAAAAACCUGGCAACAUUUGUGUCACAAGCAGCCGGUAACAGGCCUGUUUUACUGGGACUGGCACUGAAGGACUCCUCCUUAGAUGCAAUAAAACAAAUGAAAGAAGUCAUCAAAACUUGUCAAGUCUGGUAGGACAUGAAGAAAAGGGACUUAAAGCCUGACGACUUGGUGACACAGACGUUCUGGAUACCUCCAGUGUCACACGUAUAUCUGUGGUUUUAAAAGAACAUAAUUAGCUUCUGUAUUAGUCACAGCUACCCCAGAGGCUGCCCAUUCAAAUGGAAAUGAUAACUAAGUUUCUCAAUUAUAAAGAAGACAAAGGAAGAAAUAGAAAAGUAAUGUUGAAGUGGCAAAUGUCCUUUCAGUUAGUCUUUAUUAACUCUUCACUAAAUUAUCCUCUAUAAAUAUUAAAAGAAGUCUGAUAAACCAAGACAGAGGAGAUGACUCAAAGUUCAAUUUAUUGCUUUAUUUUUAUUGAGCAGGAAUGUCUAGAAAAAAAUCUUGCAGUAAAAAAUAAUAAUUUUCUGAAUGUCACUGCUUACGAUGAAAAUCUGUACUGAGUAAGUUUAGAGUUCUAAAGCUUCAUCACGGUUCAAAAUACUUGUACAAUUGUCUGCUUUUGUUUUAUAGUUUGUAAUACUUAAUACUGUCUAUUUUUCUAUUUUGUAAUGAGAUAUUUGUUUUUUUCAUGAAGAGAAUGAGAGCAGUAAUAAAAAGUGUUGCUUCUAAAACGUU
This is a messenger RNA of Labrus bergylta (ballan wrasse), 1108 nucleotides long. Lineage: Eukaryota; Metazoa; Chordata; Actinopteri; Labriformes; Labridae. The record is from RefSeq and is a predicted model, not a curated record.